Hylaeus anthracinus is the source of this 956-nucleotide messenger RNA. It is a transcript of the gene Vha36-1, whose product is annotated as V-type proton ATPase subunit D. Bases 50 to 787 code for a protein of 245 amino acids. The transcript is spliced from 4 exons. Lineage: Eukaryota; Metazoa; Arthropoda; Insecta; Hymenoptera; Colletidae. Gene Ontology annotation, molecular function: proton-transporting ATPase activity, rotational mechanism. Gene Ontology annotation, cellular component: proton-transporting V-type ATPase complex. The record is from RefSeq and is a predicted model, not a curated record.
UCAGCUGAUCAAUCCCAUUCCUGUCUGCUUUAUAGUAGUUCUGAUAGUUAUGUCUGGAAAGGAUAAACUUGCAAUUUUCCCCUCUCGGGGCGCACAAAUGUUAAUGAAAUCCCGUUUACAGGGAGCACAAAAAGGUCAUGGCUUGUUGAAAAAGAAAGCAGAUGCAUUGCAAAUGCGUUUUAGAUUAAUCUUGGGUAAAAUUAUUGAGACAAAAACACUUAUGGGAGAAGUAAUGAAAGAAGCAGCUUUCUCAUUAGCUGAAGCAAAAUUUGCAACUGGAGAUUUUAAUCAAGUAGUUCUUCAGAAUGUGACAAAAGCACAAAUUAAAAUUCGUUCUAAAAAAGAUAACGUCGCAGGUGUUAACCUUCCAGUGUUUGAAUCAUACCAAGAUGGCACAGACACAUAUGAAUUAGCAGGUUUGGCAAGAGGUGGUCAACAAUUAGCCAAGUUGAAAAAGAAUUAUCAAAGAGCAAUCAAGUUGUUGGUAGAAUUAGCAUCUUUACAGACAAGUUUCGUAACCUUAGAUGAGGUUAUUAAAAUCACAAAUCGUCGUGUAAAUGCUAUCGAGCAUGUCAUCAUUCCAAGAAUUGAAAGGACUCUUGCUUAUAUCAUUUCUGAACUGGACGAAUUGGAGAGAGAAGAGUUCUAUCGUCUAAAGAAGAUACAAGAUAAAAAGAAACAAGCAAAGGCUAAGCUUGAAGUUGCUAAAGCUGCAAUGGUAGGUGUCGGGAACGACGUAUAUACUCCAAAUAUGUUGGAUGAAGGAGACGAUGAUAUUUUAUUCUAAAAACUGUAAAUAGAUUCUUUUCACAUGCUAAAGUAUUACGAAAAAGUAUGUUUCAAUUCUGAGUGAAUGUGUUAAAAGUGUGAAUAUUGAAGUAUGAUUAAACAAAAUGAUUUAAUCCUUUCACAAAUAUCCUUAGACAAUAUUAGUCUUACAGUACAGCUAUGUUACA